AUGGCUGCAAGUUCUGCAUCGUUGGCUUUCAGAAGCCGUCUCCACACAAGCUCUCGAGCCUUGUCCCUUUCCCGUUGCCAUCAUCGGCCAUCGCUUUUGCAACGACAAGGUGGCCUGCGAUCACUGAUCAACAAGAGAGAUGCAUCGACAGGUGAGGAUUUGAAAAAAGAAGUUUCCAAGAAGGCGAGUGAAGUUCCUAAGAAGGCGGGCAAUGGGCUCAGGAAGACAGUCUUGGGUACCUCUUUGCUUUUCACCCUCCUCGCCGGUUACGUCUACUUCACCGAUACCAGAGCGAGCAUCCACAGAUACGGCGUGGUUCCAAUCGUCAGGCUUAUAUUCCCGGAUGCGGAGGAUGCUCACCACGAAGGUGUAAAGGGGCUUAAGAGACUAUAUGAUUUGGGCUUGAACCCUCGCGAACGUGGUAAUCCGGAUGCCGAUGGUGUCCUGGCGACUGAGGUGUUUGGCUACACACUAGCUAAUCCUAUCGGCAUUUCCGGUGGUUUGGAUAAACACGCCGAGAUCCCCGACCCGCUAUUUGAAUUGGGAGCUGCGGUUGUCGAAGUUGGAGGAACGACACCAUUGCCCCAGGAAGGAAACCCACGUCCUCGUGUCUUUCGCCUUCCCUCUCAGUGUGCCAUGAUCAACCGUUAUGGUCUCAACUCGAAGGGUGCCGACCACAUGGCUGCUGUCCUGAAACAGCGCGUUCGUGAAUUCGCCUAUGCUAGUGGGUUUGGCCUUCACGAUGUUGCUGAAAAGCUGGUGCUGGAUGGUGAAGCGGGUGUUCCUCCUGGAAGUUUGGUUCCUGGAAAACUGCUUGCCGUGCAGAUCGCGAAGAACAAGCUCACACCCGAUUCGGACAUCGAAGCAGUGAAGCGCGACUAUGUCUACUGUGUGGACCGCCUUGCGAAGUACGCGGACAUCCUAGUUGUGAACGUUUCCAGCCCCAACACUCCUGGCCUGCGCGACCUCCAAGCUUCAGCACCCCUGACUGCCAUCUUGAAAGGCGUCGUGGGCGCUGCAAAGAGCAUUGACCGCAAGACCAAACCCUUUGUCAUGGUCAAGGUGAGCCCAGACGAAGACUCUGAUGAACAGAUCACCGGAGUCUGUGAUGCUGUCUGGAAAUCCGGUGUUGACGGUGUCAUCGUUGGAAACACCACGAACCGCCGUCCGGAUCCCCUGCCCAAGGGAUUCACUCUCCCCCCGCAGGAACAGGAAGUUCUAAAGGAGACUGGAGGAUACUCUGGACCUCAGCUGUUUGACCGUACCGUAGCACUCGUAGCUCGCUACCGUGAGAAGCUCGAUGAAGGUCCUGUCACCGAGGCACACCAGAGCGCAAAGGAGGUCACUGCAGGCGCACAAGCCGCAGAGCCAGAUCAGGAAAACAUACCGACUUCUUCUUCUCCAUCUGAGAUCUCUCGAAAAGUGAUCUUUGCGAGCGGUGGUAUCACAAACGGCAAGCAAGCACUCUCUGUGCUCGAUGCAGGUGCCUCUGUCGCGAUGAUGUAUACUGCUAUUACCUACGGUGGAGUGGGAACAGUCACACGUGUCAAGCAGGAGAUGCGCGAGGAGAAAAAGAAGCUUGGAAAAUAG
This is a messenger RNA of Paecilomyces variotii, 1590 nucleotides long. RefSeq names its product putative dihydroorotate reductase pyre. The record is from RefSeq and is a predicted model, not a curated record. Gene Ontology annotation, biological process: 'de novo' pyrimidine nucleobase biosynthetic process; pyrimidine ribonucleotide biosynthetic process. Bases 1 to 1590 code for a protein of 529 amino acids. NCBI's taxonomy places the organism in Eukaryota, Fungi, Ascomycota, Eurotiomycetes, Eurotiales, Thermoascaceae. Gene Ontology annotation, cellular component: mitochondrial inner membrane; cytoplasm. Gene Ontology annotation, molecular function: dihydroorotate dehydrogenase activity. The transcript is spliced from 2 exons.